UUACGGAAUUUAAGCGCGCAGUAAGCUCGAGUAGUGUUUUAUCUUGUUUGCUUGGGCUUGUUCUGUGUAUUUUUGUUUAGAAAACAUCCUACAGCAAUCAUCACCUUACAUGUCGCAGUUUGGUAAUACCGUGCAUUUGUGCUUUAAUCUUUUACCAGGAAAUGUUGACCUAUGUUCCUAUGAACAAGUUUGAAUGUUAUUAGCUUUUUACCUUGCACGCUCAAAACUUGAGAAAAUGAUCCAGAAAGUCAGUAGCAAAUAUUUACAUUCUAAACACUGAGCAGUGAACUUUUACCAAGACUAGCUAUACAUUUUAGCGGCAUGAUCAUGUAUUUGGCUCAACAUGCUUGGUGCGGCACAGACCGCAACGUAAACAGCCAACACCAUUAGCUGGGUAAUUAGAUCAUUUUUCAUCUGCGAAUCGGGUUAUUUUAAAUAAAGAAUGAACCGCCACAACAGGCAGCUCUCCUCGCACCAAAACUAUUAUGGCCAGCAUUCAUCAUUGAAAAGGGAUCGUGAAGAUUCCAGUGGAGAAUUUGCUCAACAUAAACGGAUAAGACCCAUUCAGGACAGUACCGCCAGCAUACCUGCUGCUGCCUCGAUAUCUUCUUUCCCUGCCCAGACCCUGAGCACAAGGCGGCAGCUAUACGAGAGGGAUUUCCCUUUGUACAAACAGCCGGUGGAAGUUGGGUGUUUCUCCCUCGAUUCGGAGCGCAAGUUUUACAACGACGACAGGCAGCUGCGCUACUACGUGGAACCAGAGAAAAGUCCACAUUUCAAGUUGAGUGACGGUUACCCUGAGCGGUAUAUGAGGAGGAAUGAGGGGGUGAAGGAGGGAAUUGACCAUAUUCUGAGGUGGAUCUUGGCGAACAGAUCCAAGCUUGAGGUCUCCCAUGCCGCAGCGACCGGGUCAUCCCCAGCAUGUGAUUUGGGAGUUGAUUUCAUCACAUGGCGUGGUCACCUGACCAAGCUGCUCACCACACCUUACGAGACGAGGGAGGGCUGGAUGCUGGCGGUGACACGGCUACAGGGCACUCUGUACAUGAGCGAGGUGGAGACCGAGACUACCCGCUGGGAUCGCGAGACCCGUUCAGAGAGGCACAAACAGAUGAUGUACUGGGGCUACAAGUUUGAGCAGUACACCUGUGCAGCUGAGCCUGGAGGCCGUCCGGAUGAGAGCGGUGUGGUCAACACCAACGAGGCAUUCUGCACGGUGGUGCGCACACGGCUAGCUGCUCACCGGCUUCUCUUUUCCGGGGAGGUGGACUGCCGGGACAGGGAUCCCCAAGCCCCGCCUGCCCCCGCUUGCUACCUGGAGCUCAAGACCUCUGCUGAAAUCUGCACCCCCAAGCAGCGCAGCAACUUUCACAGGUACAAGCUGUUGAAGUGGUGGGCACAGUCUUUCCUACCUGGAGUUCCCCGAAUCAUCGCCGGUUUCCGUGACGAUGACGGAGUGGUGGUCUCUGUGGAGACCUACCAGACCUCAAAAAUAUCCCAGCUAAUAAAGAAUGAAUAUAACUGCUGGAAACCAACCGUCUGCAUGAACUUCUGUUCUGACUUCCUGUCUUUUGCCAGGAGUGUGGUGAGGGAGGACAACCCCAGGAAGUUUCCUGUUCUUCUCUCUCAGGGUGGUGUACCUCUUCUCCUGGGAGCCACACAGAGAAGUCUCCUACUCCAUCCACAGGGAUACGCAGUACUGCUUCCUGCCUGAUUGGUAUGUGAGUGAAAUCACACACCCUCAGCAGGUAGAAUAGCUACAAAAAAAACCCCACAGGGGCACUGAGGACUGCAAUUCUUACAGCUGAGCUGUGUAAUAUCACCCUUCGGUCGCAUGUGUAUCUAUCAACAGUGAAGUAGUAACCAUGGAAACUGCGGACACUCGUCCUUUCAAAUAUAUUCACGGGACGUGAUGAGCCCCAUCCCCAGAAAUUAAAAUAUAAAAAUUCAUGCUUUUUUCAUUUUUUGUAAAUCGUUCAAGAAAUAAAUGGUUGGUUACUUUCCA
Molecule: messenger RNA, 2002 nt
Organism: Conger conger (European conger)
Lineage: Eukaryota; Metazoa; Chordata; Actinopteri; Anguilliformes; Congridae
Product: decapping and exoribonuclease protein-like
Exons: 6
Coding region: 443-1711 (422 amino acids)
Biological process (GO): nuclear-transcribed mRNA catabolic process; NAD-cap decapping
Cellular component (GO): nucleus; cytosol
Molecular function (GO): mRNA 5'-diphosphatase activity
Source: RefSeq, a predicted model, not a curated record